CGGAUCCGCCUGCAGAUUGUCAAGAGAUAUUGGAUGCUGGUCAGAACACUAGCGGUGUGUAUACCAUCCAGCACGCAUGCCAGAUUAUGCAGGUCUACUGCCGCAUGGAGCCGGAGUCGGGGAAAGGAUUCAUAGUGUUUCAGAGACGCCUGGACGGCUCGGUGAGCUUCGAACGAACCUGGCAGGAGUACGCCGAGGGAUUCGGGAAUCUGACCGGAGAGUUCUGGUUGGGCAACCAGAAGCUGCGUAGUCUGACUGAUAACGGGAAGUGGGAGCUGGUCAUUACUCUGAGGGCGUUUGAUGGGGACGAAGCCCGUGUUCGUUAUAGGGACUUUAGGAUAUUCUUCUCAGAUUACGGGCUCUCUGCAUAUGGUUUCAAAGCGGAGAGUGGAUAUGCAGGUGAUUCACUCCGGCAUCUUAGUUUUAGAUACUUCUCAACUCCAGAUAAAGACAGUGACCACACCGACGGGGAAAAUUGCGCUAAGAAAUUCCACGGAGGCUGGUGGUACUACCACUGCGGUAGCGACAUCAGCGACAACUUCAAGAGCAACCUGAACGGCUUGUACUACAACAACGCAACAGUCGAUGAUUACAUGGGAAUACAGUGGGUCACUUGGAAGGGUAAACAGGUUUCUCUUAAAGGGUCCGAAAUGAUGACACGACGACGCGGACCGCAUUAACAGACGACACAGAAACUGGGGGACAGAGGGAUCGCACGACCGCAGUUCGGAGCUUGUCUGGUUCCCAGACCUGACAA
Messenger RNA from Patiria miniata (bat star), 757 nucleotides. Its product is annotated as ficolin-1-like. The coding region runs from base 87 to 680 and encodes 197 amino acids. The transcript is spliced from 3 exons. The record is from RefSeq and is a predicted model, not a curated record. NCBI's taxonomy places the organism in Eukaryota, Metazoa, Echinodermata, Asteroidea, Valvatida, Asterinidae.